Messenger RNA from Beta vulgaris subsp. vulgaris (sugar beet), 1785 nucleotides. Its product is annotated as RHOMBOID-like protein 8. Gene Ontology annotation, cellular component: membrane. The record is from RefSeq and is a predicted model, not a curated record. The transcript has 6 exons. Gene Ontology annotation, molecular function: serine-type endopeptidase activity. The coding region runs from base 315 to 1454 and encodes 379 amino acids. Lineage: Eukaryota; Viridiplantae; Streptophyta; Magnoliopsida; Caryophyllales; Amaranthaceae. Gene Ontology annotation, biological process: proteolysis.
AGACCCAAAAGGCCAAAAUCCAUAACCAAUUUUCCCGCCAAAUCCCACCCCUCUAAUUCUCUUGCUCCCUCAAAAACCCAUUACAAUUUCCAAAUCAAGCAACACUUAAACAAACCCUAACAAUUUACUUCACUAAAAAUCAACACUUAAACAAAAUCACUUCAUGACUUACAUCCACUAUCAUUCUCCCCAAAUGCCCACUUCAAAACCCUAAAAAUUAGUUCACUUUCCAAUACCCACCAAUUCUAAUCCCUUAAAUUUAGUUCAAAUUUUCAAUACCCACAAAUUCUAAACCCUAGAAAAUCAAUCAAUAAAUGGAUUCUUGGGAAAAGCAGCAAACCCAAUUCAACGAUAUAAAGCAGAUGAAGGAAUAUUCAGUCGAAAAUGGAGUUGAUGAAGCAGCAAUUGAAAAGCAGAGGAUACCCUUUUAUGGAUCAAUGUCGAAGAACAAGGAAACAACUUGGGUGAUAUCAUUGUUUGUAUUUGUUCAUCUAGUGGCAUUUUUCGUCACUAUGAUAGUCAAUAAUUGCUGGAAUAAAUCUCAUGGAGAGUGUACUUUCAUCUUCUUUCAAUCUCUUUCCGAAAACCCUUUUCUUGGUCCUUCUUCGUCUGGGCUGGAUGAGAUGGGAGCUCUCCGAAGAAUCUUUUUGACACAUAAAAGUGGAUUAUGGCGCCUCUUUACCUCACCUUUGCUACAUGCAGGAGUAUUUCACCUCUUCAUCAGCCUCAUCAGUGUUCUUUUCAUUGGAAUUAAUUUGGAGCAGAAAGUUGGAUCAUGGAGGACAGGAAUCAUCUAUCUUUUCUCUGCCUUUACUGGUAGUUUGGCAGCAACACUUUUUGUUCAAAACAGUCCUGAAGUGUCUUCCUCAGCUGCUCUCUUUGGUUUGAUUGGUGCUUCAGUUUCUGAGCUUAUUCGUGACUGGAAAUCAUUCAGUGAGAAGUUUUUAGCUGUGAUGACACUGGUCUUGGUCUUUGCAAUCAAUUUCGCUCUUGGGCUGCUACCACAUGUCGACAACUUUGCAAACAUUGCAGGGUUCGUCUCUGGAUUUCUUCUUGGCUGUGCCCUUAUUUUCUCUCCGCAACUUAGGAAGCCAGCUUUACAUAAAGGUCUAUAUGAUUAUGGUGUGAAAAAGUCUGUGGCUUUGAAGGAUAAGUUGGACAGACCAGUGUUAAGGAUUGUCUCCCUUCUUCUGUUAAUCCUCAUGGUAGCUGGCCUCAUUGUGGCAGCUCUCCGCCAUACAGAUGCAAACAAAUAUUGCAGUUGGUGCCGCUAUAUUGACUGUGUACCUUCCAGAAAGUGGAUCUGCGAUAUCAGAGCUGCCUCUUGUAAGACUACUGAAAUCAGAGGGCAAACAACAUUAAGGUGCUUGCAAAGUGACAAGUUCAAGGUCUUGCAUUUCACUGGCAUAACACCUACAAGAUUAGAGGAGCUGUGUAGUGUGAUCUGUUCUUAGUGGAUUCUUGAAGGGGCAUUUCUAUUGCUGAUUCAAGAUAUUUUGCAAAUUUUGUUGUAUAUUGACCUAUCGAGUGUGACUGGCAAAUACUCUGCAAUUUUGUUGUAUAUAGUGGAAUAGGCGAAUACAGUUUUCUGGUUGUAUACAUAACUGUGACUAUACAGUUACAGUUAUGUAUACAACCAGUUCAAUUCUUGUUCUUUGUAUAGAUGCAAUAUCAGUGGAUCUAUGGAUUGAAUUACAGCAAACGUUGAGAAACACACAGAAUCAUUGUUUUCUGGUUGCUGCAUUUCAACUUCUCUAGUAAAUUCUGCUGCUAUUUUAUGUUGUA